This is a messenger RNA of Myotis davidii, 294 nucleotides long. RefSeq names its product IQ domain-containing protein F1. NCBI's taxonomy places the organism in Eukaryota, Metazoa, Chordata, Mammalia, Chiroptera, Vespertilionidae. The coding region runs from base 1 to 294 and encodes 97 amino acids. The transcript has 3 exons. Gene Ontology annotation, molecular function: calmodulin binding. The record is from RefSeq and is a predicted model, not a curated record.
AUGGAUCCUGGGCAGAUCUUAAAACACAAAAGCAGGCCCCCCCCUCGCGACCCGGAAGUGGUGAAGAUCCAGGCCUGGUGGCGGGGCGUCCUGGUGCGCCGGUCGCUGCUGUUCGCCGCCCUCGGGGCGCUGACCAUCCAGCGCUGGUGGAAGUGCCGGCCCUGCGGCUCGCGGGGCUUCAUUAAGGGCCACUACCGCGUCUCGGCCAACCAGCUGCACCUGGAGCUGGAGAUCGUGCUGGGCUCGGAGCCCUGCAUCGUGUCGGAGUGUAUCCCCCUCCCAGUAAAGCAGUGA